ACCUCCUUAGUCUCUUGCUUCACUCAGCCAUGGAUAUGAUGUCGUUUCAACAAGGCGGAGGCGCUCCACGUGGAGAUGGCACUGUACCGGACAAUGGUGAAGUCAUCCACAUAUCCUCACUGGCACUCCUCAAGAUGUUGAAACACGGCCGCGCGGGUGUACCCAUGGAGGUCAUGGGGCUCAUGUUGGGCGAGUUCGUGGACGAAUACACUGUGCAGGUCGUCGACGUCUUCGCCAUGCCGCAAUCGGGUACCACCGUGUCCGUUGAGUCCGUGGAUCACGUAUUUCAAACGAAGAUGGUGGACAUGCUCAAACAAACAGGACGCCCCGAGAGUGUCGUCGGCUGGUACCACUCACAUCCCGGCUUUGGGUGCUGGCUUUCUAGCGUCGAUAUCAACACACAACAAUCUUUCGAGCAACUAAACUCCCGCUCCGUCGCCGUCGUCGUGGACCCCAUCCAAUCCGUCAAGGGCAAGGUUGUCAUUGACGCCUUCCGGCUUAUCAAUCCGCACACCGUCCUAGCUGGCCAAGAGCCGCGGCAGACGACGUCGAACAUCGGACACAUCAACAAACCCUCGAUCCAAGCGCUCAUUCAUGGCCUGAAUCGGCACUACUACUCGAUCGCCGUCAACUACCGCAAGACGGAGCUCGAGCAGGGCAUGCUUAUGAAUCUCCACAAGCGGAACUGGACCGAGGGUCUCAAGCUGCGCGAUUUCCGGCAGCAUAAGGAAUCGAACGAGAAGGCGAUAAAGUCGAUGCUGACGCUAUCAGAAGCGUACAAUAAGUCGGUGCAGGAGGAGUCGACGCUAACUCCAGAACAGCUGAAGACGCGGCACGUCGGGAAGCAGGAUCCGAAACGGCAUCUCGAGGAGGCGGUGGAGAAAGCGAUGGGCGAUCAGGUUGUACAAAACCUCGGCACGAUGCUUCUUGCAGAGCUAUGAGUCUCGCCCGAUCGUUUCCGCCGUGAUGUGUUCGUGCACUCAAGAUGUAUUCUUAUAAUGUCGACGCAGUGUUGAGUUGGCCAGCAAAAGCGAAUCUAUUAUGGGCCUUGAAUGUUCAGCUC
Punctularia strigosozonata HHB-11173 SS5 is the source of this 1063-nucleotide messenger RNA. RefSeq names its product Mov34-domain-containing protein. Gene Ontology annotation, biological process: protein deubiquitination; proteasome-mediated ubiquitin-dependent protein catabolic process. Bases 30 to 941 code for a protein of 303 amino acids. The record is from RefSeq and is a predicted model, not a curated record. Gene Ontology annotation, molecular function: metallopeptidase activity; proteasome binding; protein binding. The transcript is spliced from 6 exons. NCBI's taxonomy places the organism in Eukaryota, Fungi, Basidiomycota, Agaricomycetes, Corticiales, Punctulariaceae. Gene Ontology annotation, cellular component: proteasome regulatory particle, lid subcomplex.